Molecule: messenger RNA, 1566 nt
Organism: Acipenser ruthenus (sterlet)
Lineage: Eukaryota; Metazoa; Chordata; Actinopteri; Acipenseriformes; Acipenseridae
Product: transmembrane protein 196-like
Exons: 4
Coding region: 406-951 (181 amino acids)
Source: RefSeq, a predicted model, not a curated record
GAUUAACUGCUAGGUAUAGACAACAGCCAGGACGUUGUGUGUGUUUCAUUAAAGAGACGCUUCAGAAAGAAUAGCACCCUGGACAGCGCUUGCCAGCCGUCAAGCUCAUUAUGCUUUGCAAAGGGUAAAAAUACAACUGAGAAUUAGCGUUAUCUAAUUUCGUUUGGUCCACUGUGUCAUCAGCGAAUGGGAUUUACAUUAUACAUUCCUGGAUGAUUAUUAUUAUUAUUAUUUUCCGAAGAUCGUUUAAAAAUUAAAAUUAAAAAGUCUUUGCUACCAGAAAGAUCCCUUGCAAUUGUUUUUCCUGCAACGUUUUGCUUAUGCUCUGAAACUGAAGCAGUUUUUUGCAGAGGUGGAACGUCGGUUGAUUUGUACUUUCUGUGAAGGAAUGAUGCCUAAGAGAGGAUGUGUACCAGGAGGAAGAUCAUCUGCAGUCUGCUGGUGCUCUCUGUGUUGGAGAUAGGACUCGGGGUGUCGAGCAUAGCUUUGGGGGCAGUGGGGAUCAGCAGAGUCAAUGCCGAGCAAAAGCCACAACUGGGAGAUGCUUCUCCGGUAUGGAGCGGGGUGUGUUUUCUAAUAUGUGGUCUGUGUGGGGUAAUAUGUGCCAAAAAGAAAUCAGGACUCGUUAUGAUAUUAUUUUCAGCCUGUUGUAUCUGUGGGCUGAUUGGAGGGAUACUAAACUUUCAGUUUGUGCGAGCACUUGUGAAAAAGUCUUCCACUCUUUACUCACUGCACGUUGCUGCUAUGUCACUGGCCUGUCUGGGGAUUGGUGGCUGCACACUUUCAGCCUGGCUCACCUGUCGCUUGGCCAGCAAUGAGCAACAAAGGAUGUUUAUAGAAAGGGAGCACUCUCUACACCAUUCCCACGAAAUGACAGAGAAAGAAUUGCCAGAUAACUUAAGCAAUGGGAUCCCCCAAGUUCUACAAAAUGGAAACACAACAGUACCGUGACAAUGUACAAUAACUACAAAUAAUGGGGUUCCUAUAAAUAUGGUAAGCAGAGAAGAACACUGAAGUUGAGAAUGUUUUGCGGUGUUAUUUAAGACUGUACAAUUCAUUGGAACAACUCUAGACUGGACAAUGCCCUGUGGCGAUUGGUUAUCAGUUGUACUGACUACAGAAGCAGGUAACAAUUGUGCAAGCUGCAUAAUUGUUUGGACCAAAAACUUUCUAGAAAAAAAGGCAAACUCUUUUAGCUACAGUGCAAUUAGCUCAACAAAUGGCUUGAUCAGCAGCUUUUCCUGCUAUUUUUUUUUAAAGGACAAAUAACCCUAGACUGAUACUUUGCUAUGUUUGUAAAAUAUUCAUGUACAACUUCCUGAAAGCAUGUGAAAGGUGUUCAUCUAAAGCUUGCAGUCUUACAGUCUUUCUUAAUCCACAGGAACCCCAAACCGGAAUGCUACCCUGUUAAAAUUAUUCCUGAAUGCAUGACAAAGUGCCUGUCCUUAUAUAGUCUACAUAUUUAUCUGGAUUGAUAUCACUUUACUAAAUAUAUGGGAUUUAUCAUUUGUGAAUGAUAUAUUUUUCUAUAAGAGCUAAUUAAAAAAAAAAAGAAAUAUGAGGUAA